This is a messenger RNA of Pelobates fuscus (common spadefoot toad), 1280 nucleotides long. It is a transcript of the gene TMEM238, whose product is annotated as transmembrane protein 238. The transcript is spliced from 3 exons. Lineage: Eukaryota; Metazoa; Chordata; Amphibia; Anura; Pelobatidae. The record is from RefSeq and is a predicted model, not a curated record. Bases 75 to 524 code for a protein of 149 amino acids.
UUUUGCUUGUAUACUUAAUUGGGCACACCUACAGUACGUAUUGAAUUGUACUGUAGCCUGAGAGUAUUGCAGCAAUGGCUCCUAAUGCUUUGGAUCGUUGCCGCCUGGCACUUCUCUUUGCUGUAGUGAUGGACCUGGUUGGAAUAGCUUCCCUACUUGUUGGUAUCUUUGCCGAAUUGCAGCUUAAUGGACAGGAUUUUGGCGAUUUGCUGAUAUACACUGGGGCAAUCCUGGUUUUCCUGAGUCUCAUUGGGUGGAUUUUUUGGUAUACGGGCAACAUUGAAAUCUCCUUAGAGGAGCUACAGCAAGACUAUAUGGUUAAGGACGGAACACUUGCUCGUCUAGCGCGUAAGAUCUCCCGUCACCUCUCUCAUCGAGAUUUGAAGCGUGAAAGACGGUGGAAAAAUUCAGGUCAAGGAGGAUCUAACAAACCAGAUACCCUGCAAUUGUCUAAAGCAAAGGUCCCCAAACAAGAGAUGCUAACUGGAGUACACGAGGAAAGUGAUGCCUAUUUCAGUGGGUAGAAGAUUGUAGCCUGUAUGUGGAUCCCCAGAAGAUGGUUCUGUGAAACCAACGGAAUAUCAUUGAUUGUGAAAGCUUGUUAUAAUAUUCUGGAUAUGCCAGUGCCCAGCAGUGGAAACAAACUACUUCACAUUCACAGUAUAACAGCACAAAAUAUUGCACAAAAGUUAAAUAGUGAGGAAGGGUUAUUCUUCAACCAUUUGUGUUGCUUCUCUUGUGGGACUAUUAAUUCAACUAUCUUUUACCAUUAUUUGCUAUAACCCAAAGACAUUGCUCAUGAAACACAUUUUGAUAAAAUGUAUAUUACAUGCUUAAUUUGAAAAAAAUAUAGGACACUAAUUCUGAACUAUUUUCUAUGCAUUGUUAAAAUGUGUAAUUUAAUUUAACUUGCAAUGUUUUCCAAUAUUUUAUAUUUAUCUAAAAAAUAAAUUGAAAGGGUUUUAUUUAGCAAAUUCUACUGAAAAUGUUAACAUGUGUAUAUGAUACUAUAUAAUGCAAGUUUUUAAAAUUCACAAAGUUUCUAUUUUAGCUUGAUAAUUGUAGAAACACGAGAUAAAACAUUUCAUUAUUGUAUAAUUGUAUCUAUCCCAUCACUAUUCAUAAGAAGUAGUGAACUGGGUAUUUUCACUUUACUCUAUCAGACAUUCCAAGGUGACAAAAAUAAAAUUUUUCUGUUCAUGUAUUUCUGUAGUGAAACUUUAGCCUUCAUCUUUUUUUUAAGAAACAACAAUGUUUGAAAUAAAAAAAAAAUUCAAUUU